UUGUACUCUCCCUAUCUCUCUCUACACAGGCACUCUCUCUCUCCUAAUAUAAAACUCGCUCUAUACUUCCAAGACAGAGAGCCCUGUUCAUUCUCCCCUUCUUCUCUCUUCGUCUCUCUUUCUUACACUUUCUAGUCUCUCCUUUAAAACCCAUUAGCGUAGCUUCUAACCAAACAAACCGAACAAAACGAAACAAGACAGCAUGCCGUCGGAAUCCGGCGACCGGAGACAAGCAAAGCCACAACACAGUGCCACGUAUCCGCCGGAGCCGGAGCACCUCCCAUGUCCAAGAUGCGACUCACCCAACACCAAGUUCUGCUACUACAACAACUACAACCUCUCUCAGCCCCGGCACUUCUGCAAGUCCUGCCGCCGCUACUGGACCCGUGGCGGCACCCUCCGCAACGUCCCAGUCGGCGGCGCCACACGCAAGAAUCCCAACAAGCGCUUCCGCUCCUCCGCCACUACAGCGUCUUCCUCUUCUACUUCGACCCACGACCCGACAUCCGUCAACCCGAUUACAAUCGUACCCGGCGUCAAAACCGAGACGGCUUCUCCGCCGUUGUGUGUUGAUGUGAAUCUGAACGAGAGUGUACCCGAGUCCGAAAGCUUCACGUCGUUGCUGAACCCGGGUGGAGGUGGGUUUUUUGGGUUGGGUGGGUUUGGUGUUGAAACUGGGUCUGGGUUUCGUGAAAUGGGUUUUGGACUCGGGGCUGGGGUUUGGCAUGUGGAGGAUGGAGGUGGUGUUUCAGGGGGAGUGAUUCCUGGUUGCAACACGUGGCAGGUGAGCGGUCUGGAAGGAGGGGGGUUAGCAGAUGGGGAUUGCUUUGGUUGGCCAGAUCUUGCUAUUUCCACUCCAGGCAAAGGUCUCAAGUAAUAAUUUCGCUUUAUAUGUAAUCUGCUUUUUUGUUUGCUUUUAGUUUUUGGGAGGAAAGGCAAAGACAACAAGAAGGGCCUUCUUACUUGUCUUUUUCAGUGGAUGUUGUUAAUGUUUGUGUCGGUUAUAUAUAAAUAUAUAUUUGUCAGUUCAGAUAUUUGAGUGUCAUUUUUAAUUUUAAUUUUUUUUUAAUUGGGUUGCUCGAACAUAGUGGAAACAAAAGAUCAGUCUUUUUUAAA
Molecule: messenger RNA, 1116 nt
Organism: Camellia sinensis
Lineage: Eukaryota; Viridiplantae; Streptophyta; Magnoliopsida; Ericales; Theaceae
Product: dof zinc finger protein DOF3.4
Biological process (GO): regulation of DNA-templated transcription
Molecular function (GO): DNA-binding transcription factor activity; DNA binding
Source: RefSeq, a predicted model, not a curated record